Messenger RNA from Misgurnus anguillicaudatus (oriental weatherfish), 3119 nucleotides. It is a transcript of the gene slc45a1, whose product is annotated as solute carrier family 45 member 1. Lineage: Eukaryota; Metazoa; Chordata; Actinopteri; Cypriniformes; Cobitidae. Gene Ontology annotation, molecular function: sucrose:proton symporter activity. Gene Ontology annotation, cellular component: membrane. The record is from RefSeq and is a predicted model, not a curated record. Gene Ontology annotation, biological process: transmembrane transport.
GUGACGUCACAUGGGAGAGCCGAUGGAUGGUUGGGAGGUGUAGAGAUGCGAGGACCGGGAAAGACCAGAGGAGCGUGAUAACAACUGAGAGAUGACUGCGCCAAAAAGGGCAAUAAAAGAUGAAAGUUUAACAAACAGCGUCAACAUGAUGUGUCGUUCAGUCUGCUGUUUUCACAUCGACCCGAGCUCGUGCACUAACACACGAAAAGCAUUCCCUACCAAGAUUUGUCAGUAGAAACUUAACCCUUGCGAUGUCAUCUGGAAUGGGCACCCCGAGCGACCCCUUGUUGUCCAGUCCUGUAGGAGGGAAGUUUGGGACCGUUCAGGAUAGCACUUGGAGACCUACAUUAUCUAAGACGUCCAGUUUUCCAUCAUCCACUACACGGCACCUCAGUCACAGAGCGAACAAUUUUCAGAGGCAUCCCAAACGAAGGAAACUUAUCCGACCGUCUCCGCCUCCACCUCCGAACACCCCGUGUCCUCUGGAACAGCUGGACCUGAGCGAGCUCCCUCCAAGACGCGCUUUCCAUGAGCUUCUCUUCAAUGGCUGCAUUUUGUUCGGUAUUGAGUUCAGCUACGCUAUGGAGACGGCAUAUGUCACACCUGUACUUUUACAGAUGGGCCUGCCCGAUCAGUUUUACAGUCUUGUUUGGUUUAUCAGUCCAAUUUUAGGAUUUCUGCUUCAGCCAUUCCUUGGCGCCUGGAGCGAUCGAUGUACAUCUCGGUUCGGUCGCAGGAGACCUUUUAUCUUUGCUUUGGCGAUAGGAGCUCUGCUGGGUCUCACACUGGUACUGAAUGGGCGGGAUAUUGGAUCGGCUGUGGCGGACACCACCAUCGAUCACAAGUGGGGCAUCGUGCUGACGGUGUGCGGUGUGGUUCUGAUGGACUUUAGUGCUGAUUCGGCUGACAACCCCAGUCAUGCGUACAUGAUGGAUGUGUGUAGCCCGGAGGACCAAGACAGAGGCUUGAAUAUACACGCUCUUCUGGCAGGUCUUGGAGGCGGGUUUGGCUACAUCGUGGGUGGCAUUAACUGGGACCAAACUGAGUUCGGAAGGUCGAUGGGUGGCCAGCUCCGGGUCAUAUACCUGUUCACCAGCAUCACCCUUGUCGCCGCCACGGCUAUGACCCUCACAAGUAUUCCUGAGCGGACUCUACCGCAAUCUCAGCCUCAAACCAAAAGCGCCCGAAACCUCAAGAGCCCCAAUCUUCCCUUACCUCUGUCCCCGCCCCCACCUCCUGGAGCAGUCUUGGAUGAUGAAGAUGAAGAGGAUGCACUAUUCAGCAGCCAGUUCUCCAACCGCCCCUACCAGGAUCCAUUGGGCCGCUCAAGCAGUGCCAACGCGCGCCUCUAUGCGGGUCUCACCAGCCCCAUCUCCCCCCUGAGUCCUCUCACCCCCAAAUAUGGCAGUUUUAUCAGUCGAGACAACUCGCUCACGGGCAUCAAUGAGUUCGCUUCCAGUUUCGGCACCUCUUAUAUAGACAGAGUAUUGAUUGAAUGUUACACUGGACAGCAGACUCCCCAACCAUUAGAAUCUGGAGCAGUGGCUCCGCCUCUGCCACCAGGGGACACGCCCCCUCUCCAAGGGUCCCGAUCAAGUGAAACGCUUGGUACGAAUGAUGUCGUGCAGCAAAACAAACUCUCACAGCCUAACGGAGAGAUGUUGGCAAUUCAAGAGUUGCAAGCUAAUGAGCAAAAGCAACCUAAUGAGGACCAACUUGUCGAGGUCCAACAGGGUGCCUCAGGGUUACAGCGAGGUAGUAGCUUAGGAAUACUGAAACGUCCUCAGAGUCUGGCCUUAAUGGAGGACCCACUUAUUGACCCAAGCAGUGGGCUGGAUAACGGUCGUAGACGCACCGUCACCUUCAGUCAGCAGGUGGCAAAUAUCUUGUUGAAUGGGAUGCGCUAUGAGAGUGACCUCAGUAGCAGUAGUGAGACAGCAGACAGUCAAAUGUCAAUCAAACUGCUCUGUACCGCCAUCUAUAGGAUGCCUCCGUGUUUACGAAGCCUGUGCACCAACCAUUUCCUGGGCUGGUUAUCAUUUGAGGGGAUGUUGCUCUUCUACACUGACUUUAUGGGUGAAGUCGUAUUUGGGGGCGACCCAAAGGCCCCUCACGAUUCAGAGGCGUAUCAGCGCUACAACGCGGGCGUCAGCAUGGGCUGCUGGGGCAUGUGCAUCUAUGCAUUCAGUGCUGCGUUUUAUUCAGCCAUUCUGGAGAAGCUGGAAGAGAGAUUCUCUCUGCGUUCGCUGUAUUUUUUUGCCUACCUGGCCUUCGGAUUGGGCACAGGACUGGCCACUCUCUCCACUAACCUGUAUGUGGUGCUGUCUCUGUGUGUUACCUAUGGAGUCCUCUUCUCUUCUCUGUGCACGCUGCCUUACUCUCUGCUCUGUGAUUAUUACCAGAGCCCUCAGUUCUGCGGUUCAUCAGAAGAUGGGACCAGGCGUGGUAUGGGCGUUGACAUCUCCCUGCUCAGCUGCCAGUACUUCCUGGCGCAGAUCUUGGUUUCCGUGGCGAUGGGUCCUUUGACAUCGCUGGUGGGUGGGGCCCAGGGCGUGAUGUACUUUUCGAGUCUGAUGUCAUUUGUGGGCUGCCUGUAUUCCUCACUGUGUGUGGUUUACCAGCUGCCACCACCCGAGGGUGAGCCUCCACUGAGUGAGACCCAACCGCUACUGGCAGAACGGACGUUGAGGCCGGCGUAUGAGUGACCGCAAUAAGGAAACAAGAGGCCGCGUGCGGAAGAAAAAGCCGAACGUAUUGUUUGGUGAAAAGCAACAAAUCUGGACAUCAAAUAUGGACUCUUCACCAGAUCGCUCUGAAGGGUGCGCUUGUGUUGCUGAGCAUCGUUUUGGUUUGUUUGUUUUGCUUUGUAUGUCUGCACACCUCUUUAGGGGUGACAUUUUGAGCUUUGCAAUACAUGCCGCACAAAACAUUGAACUAUUAAUAAGUCAUGUUUAGCAGGUAGCAAGCUCCAGCAAAUAAAGAACUGAAACAAAUCAAUUAUCCAUUUCUUUUCCCACGUCAUGUGUACAUGAGCAUAAAACAGGUAUACGGAGCUAUUUUAUUCACUGAAAGGUGUUUGAGUUUAAAAAAACAAUACACUGUUUUAAAAGAAGACUAAA